AUGGAUUCUGAUUCAAGAGUAAUUCUACUCAUAUAUCUUACUGCGAAAAUCACUUUUUAUUGUCCAAUUGUUAUCAUAACUAUCGGAACUAUUGGAUGUUUUUGCAAUUUUAUCACAUUUACUUCUCGUAAACUAACAAGUAAUUCAUGUUCAUUUUAUUUUCUUGGUGCAGCUAUAUGCGAACUUCUGACACUCUAUUUCGGCACUUUUGCACGACUUCUUAGCAAUCAUUUUGGAUUUCAUCUACAGGAUCAAUCACGAGCUUUUUGCAAAAUACGAUUAUAUCUUAUCAAUGUUUCACCUGCCAUGGCUACAUGCUGCAUUGUUCUAGCCGCCAUGGAUCGUUAUUUAUCGACUUCAACGAAACUUGUCUAUCGUUCAUUUGCUACUAUAAAACGUGCCAAAUGGAUUACUAGUUUUUCUCUGACCAUAUGUAUUUUGUCCUACAUACAUUUUAUAGUCUUUUCAGAUUUGAAACCAACUUGUGCUUUGUUAAGCGGAUCUUAUAAUAUUUUUACCGUAGUAUAUGCAAUAGUAUGGACGUCAUUUAUUCCAUAUUCUCUUAUGCUUUGCUUCGGAUUCGGUACAUACCAUCAUAUUCAUGCAACAAAACGCCGAAUAUUUCCUGUUCAUACUCAACAAAGACGAAUACAACGUACCGAAACACAACUUGUUACAAUAACACUAUGUGAAGUGGGUAUAUCAUGUUUUUUAAUUUUUCUUCGAUUAACUUAUUAUUCAUAUAAUGUAAUCGCAAUGGGUAUGGAAAAGACAACUUAUGAAAAACUUGACCAUGGUUCACAGCCACUUGGCUAUAAACAAAUAUCAGAACGAGUUCAAAAAAAAACAUUUUCUUGCGAAGCACAAUAA
This is a messenger RNA of Rotaria socialis, 870 nucleotides long. NCBI's taxonomy places the organism in Eukaryota, Metazoa, Rotifera, Eurotatoria, Philodinida, Philodinidae. The record is from the annotation of a GenBank genome assembly.